UCAAGGUGACGUCAUCAGCCGGAAGGAACGAGCGAGCCGCCGCGCCCCGCCGCGACGCCUCACCUGCCGCUGCCAGACACCAAGGAAGAAGAAAAAGAAGCCAACAUGAACCAAGUCGAUUUGGCAGACGUGGAGCAACACUCGGAACACACGCCUCCACACAUGCACGUGGUCCACUUGAACGUGGGCGGCCAAAGGUUCUGCACCAGCGUGGAAACGCUCACCAAGUACCCCGAGUCCAAGCUGGCCCAGUGGUUCGAGCUGCCCAAGGACGCGCAGGGGCAUUUCUUCCUGGACCGCCACGGAGAGUACUUUGGGGCCAUCCUGGAGUUCCUCCGCUCCGAGCGGCUGCCCGACAACGACAUCCCGCAGGUUCACCGGGAGUCGCUGCACUACAACGUGACGGCGCUGGCAAAGCGUUUAGAGGAGAGUCCCGUGCUCUUUGGCGAGAUGGUGGGCAGGCAGCAGUUCUUGGCCAGAGUGCCGCACUACAAAGAGAACAUUGAGGUUCUGAUCCGCAUCGCCCGGGCAGAGGCGGUGGCUUCCCGUCGUUCCACCGUCGUGUUGUGCGUUUUGCGAACGGAGGAGGACUCGGCUUGCUACGACAACGCUCUCAGCGGCCUGCGGGCCAACAAGGACUCGGUGGUGACCUUCGGGCCCUGGAAGGCGGGACCUACGGCCGCCGACCUGCUGGACUGCGUGCAAAGGGACAUCCAGAGUCAGGGCUACACGGUGCACGUCCGACCUUAUGUCAUGGAGAAGACGUUCCUGGCGCGCAGCUACAACUUUUUCCACACGCUCACCUUCACCUGGUGGUGACGCCCUCUCGAGGUCACGCUGAGCACCAACUGGAGGUGUCCGCAUCGCACGCACCCUUUUGGCCGACUCGGUGGAAUUCUCAAAGUCACGGUUGGCGUCACGUCAGAUGGUGUAGUUCAUGAAAUGAUCAAAGAUGUGUUUCUUAUACGUGACUAUUUCACAAAAUAAAUUGUUGCAGUACUUGUU
This is a messenger RNA of Syngnathus typhle (broad-nosed pipefish), 1005 nucleotides long. It is a transcript of the gene kctd14, whose product is annotated as potassium channel tetramerization domain containing 14. The record is from RefSeq and is a predicted model, not a curated record. Gene Ontology annotation, molecular function: protein binding. Gene Ontology annotation, biological process: protein homooligomerization. The transcript is spliced from 4 exons. Lineage: Eukaryota; Metazoa; Chordata; Actinopteri; Syngnathiformes; Syngnathidae. The coding region runs from base 106 to 819 and encodes 237 amino acids.